AUGGAGCUGACAAUGAAGAGCCAGCAACUCCUGCUGUUAGCGGUGGCCUCACAGCUGGUGACCCUCGGGUUUGCGCUCUCCUUAGGUCAGUGUGACCGGCCACUGGGCAUGGAGUCGGGUGAGAUCGCCGACGGUCAGAUCACGGCCAGCUCAUCACACAACGGCAACAGCGUGGGCCCGCACAGCGGCCGCAUUCGGACAGAGCACCGCGGCGGCGCCUGGUGUCCGCUGCCCGUCAUCACGGCAGAGGUGCGCGAGUACCUGCAGGUCGACCUGGGUCGCGUCACGGUCGUCACGGCCGCCGAGACGCAGGGCCGCUUCGGCAACGGCCACGGCGUGGAAUGGGCCGAGCGGUACUCUCUGCAAUACUGGCGGCCCGGUACCGGCUGGAGGACGUACCGCAACGCCUCGGGCCACACGCUGCUGGACGGCAACGUCAACUCGUACCUGGCGCACAAGACGCCGCUCGAUCCGCCGAUGAUGGCAUCCAAGGUGCGACUGGUGCCGCGCAGCGAGCACCCGCGCACCGUCUGCCUCAGGGCCGAGCUGCACGGCUGUCCGUACACAGUUCGACCUGACCUGACCUAUGACGGUGCGGCGUCGGCCGAGGUCAUGGAGGGCGGCCUGGGUCAGCUGACGGACGGGCGCCUGGCGGACAACGACAUCACAAAGCCGGAGUGGGUCGGCUGGCAGAGGCGGCCCGGGGAGCUGGUCACCAUCACGUUCGAGUUUGAUGGCGUCAGAGAGCUGGAGUCUGCUGCGUUCCACGUCAGCAAUCACUUCACCAGCGGGGUGAAGAUGUUCAGUCGGGCCAGCCUGUACUUCUCGGUGGACGGCAGCGCGUACACCAGCUCCGCGUUGACCCUGGAGCCGCCGGCUGACCGCAUCUUCGAGGACGCGCGCCGCCUGGAGGUGCGGCUGUACCGCCAGCUCCAUCGGCGCACAACGUGA
Pollicipes pollicipes is the source of this 951-nucleotide messenger RNA. RefSeq names its product discoidin domain-containing receptor A. The record is from RefSeq and is a predicted model, not a curated record. NCBI's taxonomy places the organism in Eukaryota, Metazoa, Arthropoda, Thecostraca, Pollicipedomorpha, Pollicipedidae. Bases 1 to 951 code for a protein of 316 amino acids. The transcript is spliced from 6 exons.